AUGUCAUCGGACAUACAGGUCUUUGUUAAAUGGAAAGACCAGUCUAUCUUUGCCGGAGAAGAUGUGGAAUGCACCAUUACCUUCAAGAACGUUGCGGAGAGGAGCGAAGACCUCAAUAAUGCGCAAUCGCCCCAUCUCAGGAAGCAGUCCCGGGCUGCAGUCACCCCUCGCUCGGAGUCUUUCUCCCUACGACUUCCGUCUAAUCCCUUCAGAAAUCCCAAUCGCCGGUCAUACCCCGUUAGUCCUGGGAAGAGUCCGUCCCAUCGCAUUUCCUCCUCCGUGAGUUCGCCGUUGAUCGGCUCUCACAGCUUCCCGCCCCCGUCCACGCCGCGAACUGGGCCAUCGGCUGGCCACAAACACAAAAGAUCCGUAUCCAUACUGUCUAUUGAUAGCGAAGGAGGGAAUUCCAGCAUUGUGGGCGAUAAAGCACCGAGGACUCCAUCCCAAUUGACUCAUUCAAGACCAGUGAGGGGCCAUGGACGCUCCGCGAGUCUCCAAGUCGUACCAAAAAGAUAUGAAGGUUACGAGGACAAUGCGAAAGGGUUACGGAGCCCAAUUCGCGGCUUUCUAUCGUCUGAAUACCCUAUGCAGCCAUCCCCUGGGGGAACGAGGGUAGACAUGGAUGUAAUGAAACCGAGCGGUUCUUCUGGGGCUCCAAGCCCUGUAAGGCCAACACCACAAAUACGCACGCCAGGACGGAGACCACAGUUACCACCGAUAGAUUUCAAGUUUCCCCCUGCCCCGGAGAACGACACGAGUACGGGGCCUAGCCCCGGAACACCCUUGACGACAACCCGAGACUCUUCUAGUUUGGCCGCUCCAGGGCAGAUGUCACAGUCAAAAGUCCUGUCAGCUUCCAGUCUGAGUGGAAGCCACAGGAGCAGUACAGAAUUCUACUCCCUCAGCAACAAUUCCACCGAAACUCUACAGUCAGAGUACACAAAUUAUUCAAAUCCCAUGCUUCGAGCAGGUUAUUCGCGCCACAACAGGCAUAUGUCUAGCAUGGAGUCAGCACUGCCGGUUCCCAACGGGCAGGCACUUCUCAUGGGUUAUGCGCAAAUAAGCGCGUCGUUCACAGUAGACGGCUCGCUCAUCAAUCAAUCUGCUUUCGACGAGGUUAAGCGGCAAGGUAUGGUUGGCGGUGCAAGGAAUGGCGGCGCAGCGAAUUCGAGGCCUGCUUCGUCCAGCGGUAAAAAUCGAAAAGGCGGGGGUUUCUGGGGCGCUUUGAAUUGGAAUUCGAUAGAAGAAUCAAUCAGUGGCUUGCUUUCCAACAAUGACCUCGACGGCCUUCGAGAUAUGCGAGGUGUGUCCUCAUCAAGAUCUAUUCCUUUGUUGUCGACCCCUCAAUCACUUCUCUUUGUGGACCUUCGACUGGCCCCAGGCGAGGAGCAGUCUUUCUCCUUCGCGUUUACUUUACCUAGCGGUCUUCCGGCAAGCCACAAGGGGAAGGCCAUCAAGAUAUCCUACAAUCUGGUUAUUGGAACACAGCGACCUAGUGGGAGUCACGAGCCUCAAAAGGUGAACCGUAUCAGCAUACCGUUCCGUGUCUUUAGUGGUGUCAAUGCUCAAGGAGAAAUCAUUGGACACGACCUGAUGCGUCCUUAUGUAAUUUUGCGUGAUGAGGCCAGGGUGCAGAAAAUUGGCUCUGCCCCCCCAAUGACUGCGAAGGCUGAGAGUAUAAGUCGCCCGGCAUGGACUUCAGCUCCCGAGUUCUUAUCAUAUGUGGAUGAAAUUCUCGAACAACGGUCUCGCUCCAGUUCUCUCAAACUGCCAAGCACGCUCGCUGAAAGGCGGGCGAGUUACGAUUUGACAGGGGGACCGUUGUCUUGCAAAGACGCCAUUGACCUUGCCAUCCUCCGAAGUAAUCAAACGAUCAACUCGUCACAGAGUCCGAAUCGGUUCGAGAUUGCGCGUGGAGGACGUCGAAUUGCUGUUGUAGUGCUUAACCGACCAGCCCAUAGGCUCGGCGAAACCCUCAUUGCAACAGUGAAUCUAGCUGACGCAGCACUUCCAUGUUAUGCACUAAGAGCGACAUUGGAGAGCUCUGAGAAAGUCGCCCCGCAUUUGGCGGUGCGGUCUGGCGCCAGUAUUCGACGAGCGACGCGCCGAGUCCAUGCGUCUUUUUUCGAGAUUACUCUUUAUUCCACUCGAGUUGUUUUCAGCCCCGCGAUCCCGAUAUCUGCCACUCCUACAACACUCACAAGCGGUGUCAACGUCGAAUGGGAGUUACGGUUCGAAUUCGUGACAACAAACACCCGGGGUCAGCUGGGUGCCGGGCCUUCAGGUGUGCGACUGCUAGAGACGGUAUCUGAGGAUGAACGGGGCGCUACUAUGUCGGCUCUGGAGCAUGUAGGCUGCGAGUCGUUCGAGGUUGCAAUUCCCAUCACAAUAUAUGGAGAAACUGUGCGAGAGCGCUUGCCUGAGGAGAACGAGGGGUACCCUAUAUAA
Aspergillus nidulans FGSC A4 is the source of this 2448-nucleotide messenger RNA. RefSeq names its product putative intracellular protein transport protein (Sat1). Lineage: Eukaryota; Fungi; Ascomycota; Eurotiomycetes; Eurotiales; Aspergillaceae. Gene Ontology annotation, cellular component: cytosol. The transcript is spliced from 3 exons. The record is from RefSeq and is a predicted model, not a curated record. Bases 1 to 2448 code for a protein of 815 amino acids.